CACCGAAAAUCGAUUCAUUUCGUGUGAAAGUGUCGGGCAGAAGUGACUUAAUACGGAAAUCGAAAGCGGAAGAAAGCAUAAUGUUCAAAAUUCAGAAUAUUGUAUUAUGUGCGGUGCUGAGUGUCGUUUCACCUGCUUUUGGAAGCUUCUUUCAUGGACCUCAGCAAGUUGAAGUUCCUGUGGGAGUUCCGGUUCCUGUGUCCGUUCCCGUGCCCUCGCCAGUGGCAGUUCCGACUCCUGUGGCCGUACCUACUCCAGUUGCAGUUCCCGCUCCCGUGGCUGUUCCUGUUUCGGAUACCGUGACCGUUCCCGCCGCCUUCAGUGCUCCACCAUCGGCGAUAGCCUAUGCCGCCCCAGUCCACCACGCCCCACCGGCUAUAUUCAAGUAUGCCACAGCCUAUGCGGCGCCCCCACCCCCGCCAGUCAUCAGGUACUCCCUGGGAGCACCAGUAACCACCACCACCACCACUUACACGGGCUUCGCUGCACCACCAGUGCCCCAUUUGGCUCCGGCGCAACCACAGUUCCUCAGCAACUAUGCCGCCCCACCGGCAUCUUUCCGAUUUUCAGCUCCACACUCCUACGGAAGAUACAAGCUCCACUUUGGGGCACCUCCGUCCGCCCCGGCUGCUGUCUACGGACCACCCCCCCCUCCAGCGGCUGUCUACGGCCCACCUCCCUCGCCCUACAGCGCUCAGGGCUGGUAACUCAAGACAUCCCAGAUGCGUGAUGAUCCGCGGGCUCAUUAUGCAUAACUAUGAAUGAUAAUUUCCUCAAAUUAGCAAUUAAUUAAAUCUAAAUAAUGUUGUUAUGUUUUGUAUUAUCCGCGACUCAAAAUUUAUGCGAAGAACGCGCAGCUUAUCGAUUUAAUUAUGCUUAUACUGAAGCCCAUAAAUAAUUCAGAUGUUUUCAUGGUUCCGAGCAAUUUUCGGCAUCGCCAAUUUUGGUCAAAGGCGAGGCCUGACACUGAGAGAGAGCCCCGAGAUAUAGACAUAUAAUAUCUGGCGACUCUAGUCUAGUCCAACGACUCCACCACCACCAACCAACCCCUGACCAACUGACCUAACUCAAUAAAGAGCCAAGAGAGCCGGCCAAUUGGGUCAACAGUUUAAACGGUUUUCGAGAUGAAAGAUUACUAACUUGUUUACACUAAAAAAGAAAAUGUAGUUAUAUUAUAUUUUAAAUAUUUUCUUUCUUAGCUAAUAAAUAAUAAUACUGAAAAUAAUAAUAACACAGAGCUUUAAAUCAUUUGCCUUUGAAUUUGCAAUUGAAAACCUUGAAAAUAGAUCUUUAAAUAAUAAACAAUAAAUAGGUGUCUUUAAUCUACAUAAAAUAUUGUUUUCUAAUCCCUAAUCAUAGCUUCUCUAUUAGCCUUUUACCUAUAUUUUUAUAAACCAUGAAGGCAGGUCUUAUUUACAUAAAAAUAUUCGCUUUUUGGCACCCAGCUUGCCAUUUCCGUGUUCGUAAGUUGUCGGAAAGAGGCGUUAAAAUUUGUUUAAAUUAGCUUAACGAAUUAUUAAGUUAAGUAUUCAGUCAUUUAUAAUAAAUAAUUGAUACAUUUUUUUAAU
Drosophila ananassae is the source of this 1568-nucleotide messenger RNA. Its product is annotated as extensin. Bases 81 to 707 code for a protein of 208 amino acids. The transcript is spliced from 2 exons. The record is from RefSeq and is a predicted model, not a curated record. NCBI's taxonomy places the organism in Eukaryota, Metazoa, Arthropoda, Insecta, Diptera, Drosophilidae.